AUGGAUAACAACUUAGAUUUUCAAAACAAUCUAAAUCUAAAAUGUUAGACUCAUUAAUAUGUUCAAGCAAAAUGUUUUUGUUUGCGCUAUUAAUGUGAGUAGAAUAGAGUGGCUUGUGAUAAUUGUUUCAAUGUUUAUCAUUCUAGUCAUAGCGAUUAAGUUAAACCAAUUCAUGAUUUGACUUCGUAUUUAUAAUAAAAGUCCCAAUAAGCAGAGAAAUUCCUAUAAAAUUAUUUCAACCAAUUUAACCAACUUUAAUAAACUUUUAAUAGAACUAUAAAAGCAUUGCAAUAUACUUUUGGGAAUUAGUCAAAAGAUUUUUUAUAAAUGGAUCAAAUCCAACUGAUUUCUUUGCUUAAUCAAUUACUAACUUUCGAUUCCUUGGGUUAGUUCUUAAAUGAUUACGUAGUGCAAAAAUUAGAGAAAAUGAAUGAAAUAUAAAGUCAAAUUUUAUAGACGCUACCUUUACAUCUAAUAGUAAAUAAGUUACCAGAGACAUUAGUUGAAAAUUUGGCAAAUUAUAAAAAAUAUGGUGAUAAAUCCUAAUAUUAUAUUAGGCUUGCAAUUAAUGAAUUCAAAUCAGUUUGGUUAGGCCAUAACAUUAUUCGAUAAAGUUCUAGAACGAAUUCCAUAUGACGUAGAAGUUUUGCUUAAAAAGGGUAAAAAAUUUUAUUCUAUUGAUAGGAGAGUGCUUAUUUAAAUAGAAUUUAUAUUAUGAGGCAUAGAAACAAUACGAAGAAAUACUUUACUUCAAGCCUCAAAACAUAGAUGCUUGGUGCGGGAUUGGUAAAUCAUUUUUUAUUAAUAUAAUAGGAAAUUGUUUACUUAAAUGCAACAAAUAUGACGAGGCUAUUAUUCGAUUCUAAAUGUGUCUAAAGAUGAACAAAAAUUACUAUAUGGCUCUUUUGGGCAAUGGUAAAUCUGAUCUAUAUUAGAAGCUGACGCUUUAAGAAAAAAGAUCAACUUAACAGAAGCUCUUGAAGAGUAUGAUAAAGCAAUUAGAGUUAACUAGUAGGGUUAUUCUGCUUUUUGUGGAAAAGGUAUUUUUUAUAAAUAAAAUUCUAAAAGCUGAAUGCUUAAAGUCAUUGAAUGAUUUGAACAGAUCAGAGGAAAUGUAUAGGAAGGCUUUACAAAUUGUGGAUAAUCACUUCGAUUCAUUAUUUGGUUUAGGUUAUAUAUUAACUCACUUCAUUAGCGGAUUGCUUAAAAAGAUAAAAACAAUAUUACGAAGCUAUUCCUUAUUAUAGCAAGUCUUUGGAAAUUAGUCCUUAACAUCCAGAAUCAUUGGAAGGAAAAGGUUAUUCUUCUUUAAUCAAUUAGCUUCGUGCUUAAAAUAUUGUGGCCAUAAUUCAGAAGCAGUUUAAUUUUAUUAAUUAGCUUUGCAAUAUGACCCUAGUUCAGCUGAUGCAUUGAAAGGAUUAGGUUACUUAGACAAUUAAUUUAUAGGGGCUAGUUUAUAUCAUUUAGGUCAGUAUGACGAGUCAAUUGCUGCUUUUGAAAAGGCCUUAGAAUUCAAUUCUUGUUCUUCUGUUUGUUAUAAAGGGAAAGGUUCUUAAAUUUCUUGAUAAUAGCCGACUGCUUUAGGAGAUAGGGAAAAUGGAAGGAGGCAGUGGAAUACUAUUUGUUAGCUAUAAAAUAUGACAGCACUUAGCUUGAAGCACAACAUUGGAUAAGUAAGAUUAAUGUAUAGCUUAUUCAUUAGGUGUGCUUGCUAGAUUGAUAAAAUAAAUCAAACCACCUUAAGAAAACCUCUUCAUAAAUUCUCAAAAUUUGUAGUUAAUUUUUUCAACAGAAUAUAUUGAAUAAUUAAGCUUUCUGCUUAGUACUAUUAAAUUAUAUUGAAGAAGCUGAAAUAUAUCAUGCUAUAAUUCCGCCAAAGGAUGCAGGAACUUAUCCCAGUAAUAUAAUAGUAGGUAUAAACAUAAGCAGAAAAUAAUUUAGGUUUUAUGUUAUUAAUAACAGGUUUUUAUUAAGAUGCUAAGGGUUAUUAUAAUAAGGCUUUAGAAAUAGAGGAAUUUGGAACAGAUGCUCUGUGGGGAAGAGGUUAUAAUUCAUAAGAAUUUUUAGGAGAAUGUUUAAGACUUUAGCUGAAAUUUACAGAAGCUUUAUAAUAUUAUGAAAAAGCUCUUGAAAUAUGUUCUUUUUAUGAUUUGAAGAUAUUAUAACCUGGCUUGGAGAUUGCUUCUAUUGAAUAUAUAUAAGCAUUAUCAAUAUUUGGAAAAAGUAUGAAUUUAGUUAUAAUUUAAGCCUAUUGUUUAAUUGCUCAAAACAAAUUUUAAGAAGCGAUUGAAUUUCUAUUUAACUCAUAAGGAUUUAUUCUUAAAAUUAAACAUAUUGAAUUAGGGUAAAUGUUGACGAUUUUUUGCCUAUAAUUUAUUUCAAUUAUUGUUCUUAAGAAUUUGACUUGA
This is a messenger RNA of Paramecium octaurelia, 2408 nucleotides long. The record is from the annotation of a GenBank genome assembly. Lineage: Eukaryota; Ciliophora; Oligohymenophorea; Peniculida; Parameciidae.